AUGUUGUGUGUAUCGACCAGUCAGCUGGGCCAAGUGGACGGUGCUGUCCACCACAGGGUCAGCUGGACCAGGUGGACGGUGCUGUCCACCACAGGGUCAGCUGGACCAGGUGGACGGUGCUCUCCACCACAGGGUCAGCUGGACCAGGUGGACGGUGCUGUCCACCACAAGGUUAAAGAUACGCCUGCGGCCCCUGUAGAGGAAACUCCCUUGGUGACAGAUCCACAGUCCCAGCUCCAGCCAUACGACCCACAGCCCUACCCCUACUACCCACAGCCAUACCCCUACGACCCACUCACAACACAGCUACUGCCCAACCUGCAAACACUCACACCUGGGGAACAGGCACAGUCGUCGUCUCUGAGUUCUGAAGAGGAAGCUUCACCUCCUGUGGUCUACACCAGGGUGAUGUUGCCUCCUGUGGUGCCCGCGUAUCAGAGCCAGGGGCUGAGUGUGGACCCUAACCCUGAACCUUCAGUCUUAACCCCUGACCCCUUACCUCUGACCCCUGACCCCGGCCACGCCCACCUGGGGAACCCCCCGACUGUAGCCCCGAUGGCCUCGGGGGGCCAGGGGACCCCCAAACCUGAGGUGGGGGGUGCGGUAGGGGUACAGAUGAAGAGUGCCGUGGAGAAGGGUACAGAGGGGGCUGUGGGGGUGAGAGAGGGGGGAGGGGUACAGAUGAAGAGUGGAGGUGCAGGUGACCCCUGUCCCUUGGAGAAGAGCCCCCCAGUAAGAGAGACCCAAACUUCUACCCAUUCUGAUCCUCGCCUCACACAUCGUCUCACCCCCAGGCAGCUCCCCAUCCGAGCUAGGAGCGAUGGGAGGAGAGCCUGAGGAGGAGGGGGUUUUCUUUCCCUCUCCUACCUCUCCUACGUCUCCUCCUCUCUCCCUCUCCCUCUCCUACCUCUCUCCCUCUCCUCCUCUCCUCCUCUCUC
Molecule: messenger RNA, 938 nt
Organism: Oncorhynchus mykiss (rainbow trout)
Lineage: Eukaryota; Metazoa; Chordata; Actinopteri; Salmoniformes; Salmonidae
Source: RefSeq, a predicted model, not a curated record